Molecule: messenger RNA, 999 nt
Organism: Trypanosoma grayi
Lineage: Eukaryota; Euglenozoa; Kinetoplastea; Trypanosomatida; Trypanosomatidae
Product: CrcB-like protein
Exons: 1
Coding region: 1-999 (332 amino acids)
Biological process (GO): fluoride transmembrane transport
Cellular component (GO): membrane
Molecular function (GO): fluoride transmembrane transporter activity
Source: RefSeq, a predicted model, not a curated record
AUGGAGGGGAGCAGUGAUGAGAAGAUGCAGCAGCAGCAGCAGCAGCCUGCUCCGCACGUGGUGGAUGCGUCUGAGCCGCACACACAGCCGCCACCCCGCAAGAGUCGCCUCAACGACGAGCGGGUGGUGCUGCUGGGGUCUGUGAUAGGCGUGGCGUGCUGGUCGCUCGCGGGGAACGCGAGCCGCCUGGCGUUGCAGAGCGGCUUCCAGCACUUUUACUUCCUCGAAACAUACAGCACCUUCGCGCCCAACUGUGUCGGCUGCUUCGUGAUGGGCCUCGUGGCGGCGCUGGCGUCGACGCCGCCGCAGGACGCCACCUUCCCAUGGAUCUACCGCAGCAUCCUUGUCGGCUUCUGUGGCUCCCUCACGACGUUCUCCAGCUGGAUUCUCGACGUGGUGCAGAGCAACACCGCGUCGCUCUCCUUUGGUGAGUUAAUCUCUGGCCUGACGAUGCCGUUCAUCUUUCUUCUUUGGGGCCGUGACUCGGCGCGGUUUGUGUGGUUUCUGCUGACAUUUGCAACGAAGGGUAGCGGCGUGCAUGUCGCCAAUGUUGUCUUUCUCGCCAUCUCGGUUGUGGCAGCCGUGGUGAUUCCCAUAUCAUUGGAGGUGGCAGUGCAUCAAGGCCUGCUUGACCUCCCCUUCGCUGACCGGCGGGCGGUUGUCCUGGGGCCGCUGGGUGCUCUGCCGCGUUACGGGCUCUCGCUGCUGUUGAACGGGAUGAAUCGCGUACACAAGUUUCCGCUGGGCACGCUCACUGCAAAUGUUCUCGCGGUGCUGCUCACAGGGUUGCUCGAUUACUUCUACCGCAAGACAGGCAACGUGUGGUGCGUCAUCGUGGAGAAUGGUCUCUGUGGGGCCCUCUCCACGGUGUCGUCGUUUGUGCAGGAGAUCGUUGUGUUUUACUCGCAAGGACGCCGUAACAUGGCGUACAUAUACGCUUUUGCGUCUGUGGCAUCGUGCUGUGUUGUGAUGGCUUUGUGCCGUCGCCUCAAACCGUAA